Acaulospora morrowiae is the source of this 1692-nucleotide messenger RNA. The record is from the annotation of a GenBank genome assembly. NCBI's taxonomy places the organism in Eukaryota, Fungi, Glomeromycota, Glomeromycetes, Diversisporales, Acaulosporaceae.
AUGGCCGAAACAAACUUUGAAGUCGAGCUAGAUGAUGAACCCUCCAUUCCAACAGGCGAUCAACUUGAUAUCCAAGAACCUAUUUUAAGUAAAAACGAAUUAUACGCAUGGUACCUUUACGCCUUUGCAUGUGAGGUUUAUGCGGUAGUAUCAUUAACAAGUUUUAUACCCCUUAUUUUAGAGCAGUUUUCAUUUGAAAAAGGGGUAUUAAACACUGACCACACGAUUCCCUGUAAUAAUUCUACUGCUUUCUCUAUCUCAGAAGAAGUACGAUGUGUGGUGAAUGUCUUUGGAAUCUGGGUUGACACGGCUUCGUAUAGUUUGUAUACGUACGCAUUUAGUGUGGUCUUGCAAGCCAUUACAGCCAUAUCAAUUGGUGCAACUGCAGACCACGGGGCAAUGCGCAAAACUCUGCUCUUGAGCUUUGCCUUUGCAGGAAGCGUUUCAGCAAUGUUAUUCUUAUUUGUUACCCCUAGUUUGUUCUUACUUGCUGGAGUUUUCACGAUUGUCGGAAAUGUUUGUUUCGGCGCAUCAUUUGUAUGUUUUAAUGGAUUUCUGCCGGUAUUGGUUAGAAACCAUCAGGACGUAAGGAAAAUUUCUAGUCAAAUUAGAUCAUACAUUGCCAAAAAGAACUAUACACCGUCAGAUGAAGGGAAUCAUAAUUUGGAAGAGGAUCAUAAUAAUUUCGAAGAAGCAAGUCUCCUAGCAACCCACAAUCAACAAUCGUUGGAUCCAGAACUAUCCAAGCUUUCAGAGGAUCUAGAAAAAGAGAAAGAUCGUAUUUCUACACAUAUAUCCACGCGAGGUUUUGCCUCUGGUUAUUUCGGUGGGAUUAUACUCUUGAUAGUCUGCUUGAUCAUCUCGUUUCUUUUGAAUUCUACGGUAUUUAGUUUGCAAAUUGGAGUAUUCUUGUCAGGAGCGUGGUGGUUUUUAUUUUCCUUGUUGGUUAUUAAGUGGUUAAGACCUAGGCCAGGGCCACCAUUGUACCUGGAUAAUGGAAGAAAAGUUGGAUGGUUCGAUUAUAUUAUAUUUGCAUGGACACGAUUAUGGAGAACGGUGAGACACGCAAAAAAGUUGGAAAUGUCGUUUAGAUUUUUGGUGGCCUGGUUCUUUAUAUCAGAUGGAUACACCACGAUAACUUCAGUAGCUUUGCUGUUUGCCAAAACCACAUUACACGUCCCGGAUACUGGUCUCAUAAUUAUAGCCUUAAUAGUUCCGGUGGUAGGAUUGAUAGGAGCUAUUCUAUUUCCAAAGAUACAAAAGCAGUUUGAUCUUACAACCAAACAAACGAUAAUACUACUGAACAUUAUGUUGUUAUGCAUACCAAUUUAUGGUUGCCUGGGAUUUGUACUGCCGGUGGGAGGGUUAAGGUCGGCACAUGAACUGUAUUUCUUGGCAGCGUGGUUUGGCUUUGCGAUUGGGGCUAUACAAAGUUACUGCAGAACUUUGUUCGGCGAACUGGUUCCUCGUGGACGCGAAACAGAAUUUUUUGCAUUAUAUGCAGUUACAGAUAAGGGAUCUAGUUGGCUGGGACCGACCAUGGUGGCAAUCAUUACCGAUACCACACAUGAAAUCAGAUAUGGUUUUGCUAUACUACUCAUCCUCCUUUUACUCCCCAUUCCAAUUCUAUUGUCAGUUGAUGUCAUUAAAGGCAAAGCCGAUGCGGCAAAAUCAUCCGAGAACGAAGAUUAA